AUGUAUGUGGUGGUAUUAGUGUGUAGUAGACAGAGAGCGACUGUGCGCACGCGUCCCCAAGCAAGCGCAAGACAAAUCAAUGGCGGCUCGUAUCGCAGCAGCCCUGGCCUCAACAAAGCCGCUGCUCGAGUAGCUGGAGUAGCUGGAGUAGCUGGAGCUGGAGCUGGAGCGAGCUGGGCCUGGCCGUGUAUUCGUAGUCUACUUCCAUACACCACCACGAUCGUCGCCGUCCGCCAUUCACCCAGCUCCCAACUCACACCCACACGCCCACUGGCGCCGACUCGCCAUCGCCCUGACCCUCGCCCUCGUCGUGCCCUAGCCCGUCCGGCAUCGCCUAUCCUUUGCGCGAUAGUGUCCCCACAAGCGUCGCCAGUGCACGCCCCCCCGGCCUGUCUCUCCCGCCCUCUGAGCGUCAUCCAUGGGCCCCGAAAUACCAGCGACCAUCACUUCCCCAUUCGGAAAGCCCAACGGAGCCAGUCUUCUGCCUCUCAACUAAACCCAUAUCCACCCUAUCCACCCCUUCUCACCACCUGCCUGCUCCCCCUCAACCACACGGACCCUCUCUGCUUCCCCGGCUCUACCACGCCCCAAGCUGCUGCCCUGCCUCGGACCUGA
Bipolaris oryzae ATCC 44560 is the source of this 615-nucleotide messenger RNA. RefSeq lists its product as uncharacterized. The record is from RefSeq and is a predicted model, not a curated record. The coding region runs from base 1 to 615 and encodes 204 amino acids. NCBI's taxonomy places the organism in Eukaryota, Fungi, Ascomycota, Dothideomycetes, Pleosporales, Pleosporaceae. The transcript has a single exon.